AUGUCGGACACUGUGUCGACCGUUCUGCCGCAAGGCGUUGGCUAUGGCGUCGUUGUGGGCGUCGGCUUCUUCUUUACUGUGGUGAUGAUCGGUAUCUCUGCGUUGCAGAACCGAUACACAAAUUUCAGUACAAGAUCUACAGAAGAGUUCAACACCGCCAGUCGAAGCGUCAAGCCUGGUCUGAUUGCGGCUGGUAUAGUGUCUGCAUGGACUUGGGCAGCUACCCUCCUCCAGAGUAGCACUGUCGCCUACACUUACGGUGUAGCAGGACCUCUCCAGUACGCCGCCGGUGCCACGGUCCAGAUCCUGAUGUUCUCCAUCCUCGCCUGCAAGACCAAGAUGAAUGCUCCUCGGUGCCACACAUACCUUGAGAUCAUCCAAGUACGCUAUGGCACGCUGGCCCACUGUGUCUUCAUCUUCUUUGCUCUCGUCACCAAUGUCCUGGUCGGGUCGCAACUCUUGCUAGGCGGAUCUGCUGUCGUUACGACCCUGACCGGCAUGAACGUCUAUGCAGCGAUUUUCCUGAUCCCACUUGGCGUCGUGGCGUAUGUGCUCAUGGGCGGCCUUCGAGCCACUUUCCUCUGCGACUACUCACACACUUUGAUUCUGAUGGUCAUCAUCCUCUACUUCAUGUUCGAGGUGUACGUGUCCGACGACCUGAUCGGGUCGCCUGCGCGAAUGUACGAGCUGCUCAAGAAAGCUGCCAACCUUCGCCCCGUGGACGGGAACCAACACGGGUCUUACCUGACCCUGAAAUCAAACAACGCUCUCAUAUUCGGUGUGAUCCAGCUCUGUUCCGGCAGCGGCACCGUCUUUCUAGACCAGGCUUACUGGCAACGAGCAAUCGCAUCUCGCCCUACGACCGCGGUGCGCGCCUAUAUCCUCGGCGGUCUCGCGUGGUUUGCGAUCCCCUUCGGCUUCGCCACGACAUUGGGUCUCGCGGCCGUCGCGUUGACAGACAACCCAGCGUUCCCAACAUAUCCCAACGCGCCCUCGCCGAGUCAGAUCUCCGCCGGCCUCGCUCCAGCCUUUUCGGCCAGUGCUCUGCUCGGCAAGUCCGGCGCCGUGGCGCUCCUAAUCACGCUCUUCAUGGCCGUCACAUCCUGCGCGUCGGCCGAGCUGAUCGCCGUAUCCUCGAUCCUCACAUUCGACGUCUACAAAGCAUAUAUCAAGCCCACCGCGACACCGCAGAACCUGAUCUUUAUGGCUCACGUCAACGUCGCUGUCUUCGGCCUAACCAUGGCCGUCUUCGCUAUUAUCUGGAACGUGAUCGGUAUCGACCUCGGCUGGCUGUUCCUGGUGAUGGGUUUGUUGAUAGGCGGCGCUGUCUUCCCUGUGGCGUUCGCCAUAACGUGGAAAGGCCAGACGCGCGCAGGAGCCGUGGCCGGCGCGGUCUCCGGUCUCGCCGUCGGCCUGGCUGCCUGGCUGGCCGAGGCGCAAGUCUACUACGGCGAACUGACGCUCGCGUCUACGGGCUCCAAUUACGCCACUUUAGCUGGCAACCUGGCCGCCAUCAUGACCGGGCUGAUCGUUUCUGUCUCAGUCUCUCUCAUCAAACCGGAUAACUACGACUGGACCGCCACGCGCGCCAUCAAUCUGGAACACGCACACACGUUUGACGCGGAAGAGGUCGUCGCCGACGAGUCCAGUCGGUCCAGCACCCCCGAUGAAGCGGUCAAAUCUGGCGGAGAAACACCACAGACACAGACACAGACACAGACACAAAUAGCUUCAUCGACUCCUCCCGCCUCUGUUCCAGACGAGAAACACGUCGUGACCAAAGACGACAGAGGUCACGGUUAUCGACGCCGCAGUUCCACCACCUCCCCCGCCCGUCGUCGAUCCUCGGUGAUCCGCACCGACGAGGAACGCCAAAUGUCCAUCGACGCGGCGCUCGAAGACGACCCGUCGUCACCGGCGCUCCGCUCGGCGUUCAAGCUCGCGUGUAUCUCGUCCUUCGUGCUGCCUUUUAUCAUGGACUUUCUGAUCCCGAUCCCCAUGUUCCUCAGCCACUAUAUCUUCUCGGAACACUUCUUCACCGCGUGGAUCGUGAUCAGUUUCCUGUGGGUGUUUGGAUCCGCGUUGAUUUCGGUGAUCCUGCCCGUUUGGGAGACGAGGAUGUUCUUUGCCCAGUUGUUCACUGAGGUUAUGGGGGAUAUUAGGGGAGGAAAAGGAAGAAAAAAGGAGAAAGGGGGACGGGGACGGGGACUGUGA
Capronia coronata CBS 617.96 is the source of this 2214-nucleotide messenger RNA. RefSeq lists its product as uncharacterized. The transcript has 4 exons. Gene Ontology annotation, cellular component: plasma membrane. Gene Ontology annotation, biological process: urea transmembrane transport. Bases 1 to 2214 code for a protein of 737 amino acids. Gene Ontology annotation, molecular function: urea transmembrane transporter activity. The record is from RefSeq and is a predicted model, not a curated record. NCBI's taxonomy places the organism in Eukaryota, Fungi, Ascomycota, Eurotiomycetes, Chaetothyriales, Herpotrichiellaceae.